AGUACAGAUACGUACUAGGAGCUCCGAAUAUCGCCAGCUCUCCUCUUGCAUCACAUGUUCCUAUUUCAGACAAUACCCAUAUAACUUGUUCAACAGAAUGAUAUUCUAGCUCCAGAUUGAUUUGCUUCAAGUGUGAAAUAUGGCAGGCGUCACAGGAAGCGCCGCCCAGUCGCUACCUAGGUUCUUACUCCCACGACUGAGCUGGACGGGUCCUACCGGACCCUCUCAAGUGUUCCGAGCUGCGACUCUUCCCAUAGAAACCCGACGAUCCUGGGGAGGGCAAGGGCACAAAGUGGCUUCGUUCCACUCGUCUCGAAAGACUCCCUGGCAUCCUUCAGAGAGGCUACCCACAAGAGAAUCUCCCACACUUCAGCAUCUACGGUUGAGAAGAUCGUUCCAUGCCACAGCGCCGCGGGGUAGGGACCACCACUUCGACACUCUAAAGUUCGUCCAACGACUACAACGCGAUGGAUUCACAGAAGAGCAAUCAGUCGCCAUGAUGAAGGUGCUCAAUGACGUGAUUCAAGAGAGUAGCAUUCAAAACUUGACGCGGACCAUGGUUCUCCGCGAAGACGCAGCCAAAGCAACGUACACUCAGAAGGUCGACUUCGCCAAGCUCCGGUCCGAGCUCCUCUCCGCUGACAGCACCGAAUCCAACACAACGCGUGCCGCCCACGAGCGCCUAACAAACGACAUCACCAAACUAAACAGCCGACUGCGCGACGAGAUCGGCCGAACACAGGCAUCGGUACGGUUAGACCUCAACCUGGAGAAGGGGCGCAUACGGGAAGAGGCGGUCAACCAAGAGCUGAAAAUAAAGGAGACGGAGACCAAGAUCGAGCAGGAAGUCGCUGCUCUGCGAGAGAAGCUGGAGCAAGUCAAGUUCCAGACGCUACAGUGGUUAAUAGGAGUUUGCACUGGUUUUGCGGCAUUGUUACUUGGUGCUUGGAGAUUACUCAUGUGAAGUUGGCGAGGGAGCUUAUUCAUGUGGGUGCUCCGAGCUUGGUCAUGAUAUAUUUAUCUUACUUAGGUUUGUAUGAUACCUCGGGAAUCCAAUUGCGAUGCAAGCGGGAGAUACCAAAUCCAGGAGAACGGCUCAAGGCCACAAUACAUAUUUUCUAUGUUCAUGUCCAAUUCUAUGAUGCUGAUCAUUGUGAUUUUCUCAUGCUCUCCACUAAGGACUCAACUCCCUUCCAUUAUCGAGAUAUGGGUGAUUCCAGGGGCAGAUUUGUAAGCCUCAUCUUAUUAUCAUAUUCUACACUCAGUCUAUUCACAAGAAUGUAACAUAUAGUAAUAGCCGUAACUUUCUAGCGAGCUUCCAAGAAGCUCCAGCCCCUUUUCAUUAUCUUUUCCAGUAUUUCCUUAGCUUUUCAUUCUCAGUCUUCGAAUAGCAUCUUUAAAUCUCUAGCCUCGUAUAGGUUAUUGUCGGUGUAUGUAAAGACACUAAGUUUAUCCAUAUAUUAUUGCGAAGGCAGCAUUUGUCCGCAGACAAUGUUUGACAUGUGUUUACCU
This is a messenger RNA of Annulohypoxylon truncatum, 1512 nucleotides long. RefSeq names its product DUF1640-domain-containing protein. The transcript has 2 exons. Bases 140 to 964 code for a protein of 274 amino acids. Gene Ontology annotation, cellular component: mitochondrion. NCBI's taxonomy places the organism in Eukaryota, Fungi, Ascomycota, Sordariomycetes, Xylariales, Hypoxylaceae. The record is from RefSeq and is a predicted model, not a curated record.